CUGCAACUUACACAGCACGCAACCUUCUCUCUCCCUGACAAUCUCUCUCUCCCGCUCUCUCUCUACGACGCUUCCUCCAAGUCCCAAGUAGAUUUUCGUGAGUAUGGCAAAACAGAGUGCAUGGAUGUGCUUCGCAUUAAUUUUCAUCUCGGCUAUUCUGGCUUCCCAAGCGGUGGCGUUCACUGAUGGGCGUGAUGUCACGGCUCUUGAAGAUUUUUACGAGGCUCUUAAUGGCCCUCUGCAGCUGAAGGGAUGGAGAUUGGAUGGUGGGGAUCCUUGUGGUGAAUCAUGGGUUGGACUGUCAUGUUCCGGGUCAUCUGUAAUACACCUUAAACUUCAGGGGCUGAACCUCUCCGGGUAUCUUAGUGCCCAGCUCUAUAAUAUGUUCAACCUGAAGACACUGGAUGUUAGUUCCAAUAGCAUAGUGGGUGAAAUUCCAUAUGUCUUACCCCCAAAUGCCACUCAUAUGAAUCUAAGCCACAAUUUGUUAUCUGGACCUGUUGGCAAUGCAUUCACCGGCCUGCAGAAUUUAAGAGAACUGGAUUUGUCAUACAAUAACUUGACGGGAAGCCUCACAAGUUCAUUUGGAUCCUUGACAAACCUCACUGGAUUGUUCCUGCAGAAUAACAACUUUACUGGAUCAGUUGAUUAUCUAGCUGCGCUACUUCCACUGACAGAUUUGAAGAUCCAAGACAAUGACAACUAUUUUGAUCUGGUUUUCCCGGGCGUUGUCUCCUUGUCCACUGUUUUACAGAAGGAAGAAAAGAGAAAGAUCAUGUAUCUCCUAUUUGUGUUUCUAGCCGUUGGGGUCGGUAUAGUGUUAGCUAGCAACAUCCCGAAAAAUGGGAAGCUUCCAGAUUCAGACAAAGAACUAGCUGAGAAGUUUGAAUUUGGUGGAUACUUGAAGGAGGUGGACGGCCAGACAGUGGAGGGAAGAACUAAAAGAGAGUUGGCUAGGAACGUGAAUAAGGUGGAGAGGAGGAAGAAACCCCCCUCACCACCGAAGAAACAAAUCCAACUUAUUUGUCAACAACCUGACGAAGACUUCGGGGAUCACGAUGCCGAGGUCUAGCAUGCAAUAACACCGUUUCAGGUCGGGAUAAAGCGGGGAUUGACUUGGCAUUGGUUUCAUAGAACAGAUGUAUGGUACAGUGGUAUACUGGUUUCAAACUUCGCUUAUGCUUUAUUGGUUUAUUCUAUGGUUUUUGUGAGUUUCUGGGCGUCUUUUAUUUUCC
Prunus mume (Japanese apricot) is the source of this 1235-nucleotide messenger RNA. Lineage: Eukaryota; Viridiplantae; Streptophyta; Magnoliopsida; Rosales; Rosaceae. The record is from RefSeq and is a predicted model, not a curated record.